AUGGCAAAGUUAAAACAUGUCCUUGUUGUACCAUUUCCAACACAAGGUCAUAUCACUCCUCUCUUGAAGCUCUCACACUGUAUUGCUGAUUAUGGAGCCAAGGUUACAUUUGUGAACACAAAGUCCAUUCACGCACAAGUGAUGGCUGCAACCUGUGGACUGGACGUGGGAUCGGAUCGGAUUAAGUUUAUCGCCAUUCCGGAUUGGUUCGAAAUUGAUGAGGGGCGAAAAGACCCGACUAACAUGGUGGCGAGCCAUUUGCGGGAGUUGAUUGAAAAAGUGAAGCAGCAGUCAAAUGGCAAUGAAGAUGAGCAGAUCGGCUUCGUGAUUGCGGACUUGACCGCCGGGUGGGCGCUAGAAGUCGCCGAAAGGAUGGGAAUCGAGCGAACGGGCUUUUGGCCCGCCUCGGUGUCGACUCUAGCCUUGGUACCGCAUAUUCCACGGUUGAUAGAGGGUGGAGUCAUAGACGACAAUGGGGUUGUUUUGAAGAAUGAUCUCACCGUGAUAUCGAAGGACCUUCCUCCAUAUAAAAGCAAUGACUUCACUUGGAAUUGCCCCGAAGACCCGACAAUGCAGAAGAUACUUUUCCAAUACUUAUCGUCCAUCCCCCCAUACAAGAAACAAUCAAACUCAUUCAUUUGCAAUUCAUUCCAUGAACUCGAGGCAUCGGCUAUCGGUGUAAUUCUUGGAGCUCUCCCAAUUGGUCCGCUAAUAGCAAGUGCCCGCUUGUCCCAUCUCAAAGGAAGCCUGUGGAACGAGGACAUGACUUGCUUGAAAUGGUUAGACCAACAUCCUACCCAAUCAGUCAUCUAUAUCGCCUUUGGAAGCACAUCAAUAUUCAGCCCGGAACAAUUCUAUGAGCUUGCCCAUGGCCUCGAACAAAUUGCCCGACCCUUCCUAUGGGUCAUACGUCCGGACCUCACCAGCAGGCCAAUUACUGAGUUCCACAAUGGGUUCCUCCGGAGGGUGAGGAAUUAUGGGAAGGUGGUCCAAUGGGCACCGCAGGAGGAGGUCUUAGCACACCCUUCGGUGGCAUGCUUCUUCACUCAUUGUGGUUGGAAUUCCACAAUGGAAGCCCUAAGCAGUGGAGUCCCACUUCUUUGCAGACCCUAUUUCGGAGACCGGUUCCUGAACAAGAGCUUCAUUUGUGAUGUGUGGAGGGUGGGUCUAGGGGUGGAUGCUGAUGAAAAUGGUGUCACAACAAGGCAUGAAGUGAUGAAAAAGAUGCUGAUGCUUCUUGGCAAUGAAGAGAUAAGGGCAAAUUGCCCGAGGGUAAAAGAGAUGGCUAGGAAGAGUGUUAGUGAAGGAGGGUCCUCCCCGAAGAAUCUGCAGAACUUCAUUAAACAUUUGAUAGCUUGAGGGUUCUUGUUGUUCCCUGUUCGGUCCCGAGAUU
Messenger RNA from Rhodamnia argentea, 1393 nucleotides. RefSeq names its product UDP-glycosyltransferase 83A1-like. Lineage: Eukaryota; Viridiplantae; Streptophyta; Magnoliopsida; Myrtales; Myrtaceae. Bases 1 to 1359 code for a protein of 452 amino acids. The record is from RefSeq and is a predicted model, not a curated record. Gene Ontology annotation, molecular function: UDP-glycosyltransferase activity. The transcript has 2 exons.